This is a messenger RNA of Pipistrellus nathusii (Nathusius's pipistrelle), 1761 nucleotides long. NCBI's taxonomy places the organism in Eukaryota, Metazoa, Chordata, Mammalia, Chiroptera, Vespertilionidae. The record is from the annotation of a GenBank genome assembly.
AUGGGAGGCCUGGAGAAGAAGAAGUAUGAACGCGGCUCUGCCACCAACUACAUCACCCGCAACAAAGCCCGCAAGAAGCUGCAGCUGAGCCUGCCCGACUUCAGGCGGCUGUGCAUCCUGAAGGGCAUCUACCCCCACGAGCCCAAACACAAGAAGAAGGUGAAUAAGGGCUCCACUGCUGCCCGGACAUUCUACCUGAUCAAAGACAUCAGAUUCCUCCUCCAUGAGCCCAUCGUCAACAAGUUCCGGGAGUAUAAGGUGUUUGUCCGGAAGCUCCGGAAGGCCUACGGGAAGAGUGAGUGGAACACCGUGGAGCGUCUGAAGGACAAUAAGCCCAACUACAAGCUUGACCACAUCGUCAAGGAGCGGUACCCCACCUUCAUAGACGCCCUCCGGGACCUGGACGACGCCCUCUCCAUGUGCUUCCUCUUCUCCACCUUCCCCCGCACCGGCAAGUGCCACGUGCAGACCAUCCAGCUGUGCCGCCGGCUCACCGUGGAGUUCCUGCACUACGUCAUCGCCGCCCGCGCCCUGCGCAAGGUCUUCCUGUCCAUCAAAGGCAUCUACUACCAGGCCGAGGUGCUCGGGCAGCCCAUCGUGUGGAUCACGCCCUAUGCCUUCUCCCACGACCACCCGACAGACGUGGACUACAGGGUCAUGGCCACCUUCACCGAGUUCUACACCACCCUGCUGGGCUUCGUCAACUUCCGCCUCUACCAGUCCCUCAACCUGCACUACCCGCCCAAGCUCGAGGCCCACACGGAGGUGCAGGCCCGCGAGGACAGCUAUGCGUUGGACUCUGAGAGCUCCAUGGAGAAACUGGCCGCCCUCAGCGCCAGCCUGGCCCGGGUGGCGAUGCCUGCAGAGGAGGAGGCCGAGGUGGACGAGUUUCCGGCCGACGGGGAGACGGCGGCGCAGGAGGAGGCCCGCCGGAGGGAGCUGCAGGCGCAGGAGCAGCAGAAGAAGCUCUUCGAGGGCCUCAAGUUCUUCCUGAACCGGGAGGUGCCCCGAGAGGCCCUGGCCUUCAUCAUCAGGAGCUUCGGGGGGGACGUGUCCUGGGACAAGUCUCUGUGCAUCGGGGCCACCUAUGACGUCACGGACUCCUGCAUCACCCACCAGAUCGUGGACCGGCCCGGGCAGCAGACGCCUGUCAUCGGCAGGUGCUACGUGCAGCCCCAGUGGGUGUUUGACUCCGUGAACGCCCGCCUCCUCCUCCCCGUGGCCGACUACUUCCCCGGGGUGCCGCUGCCCCCUCACCUCUCCCCCUUCGUGUCCGAGAAGGAAGGGGACUACGUGCCCCCGGAGAAGGUGAAGCUGCUGGCCCUGCAGCGGGGCGAGCAGCCAGGAAAUCUGAAUGAAUCUGAAGAGGAAGAGGAGGAGGAGGAGGGGGAGGAGGAGGAGGAUGGUGAAGAAGGAGGAGAGAAUGAAGAGGAAGAAGAUGAUGUGGAGGCUGGCUCAGAAAAGGAGGAAGAGGCCCAGCUGACAGCUCUGGAGGAGCAGAGGAUGGAGGGGAAGAAGCCCAGGGUGAUGGCGGGCACCGUGAAGCUGGAGGACAAGCAGCGGCUGGCGCAGGAGGAGGAGAGUGAGGCCAAGCGGCUGGCCAUCAUGAUGAUGAGGAAGCGGGAGAAGUACCUCUACAACAAGAUCAUGUUCGGCAAGAGGCGCAAGAUCCGAGAGGCCAACAAGCUGGCGGAGAAGCGGAAAGCCCACGACGAGGCCGUGAGGUCUGAGAAGAAGGCCAAGAAGGCCAGGCCGGUGUGA